This is a messenger RNA of Patella vulgata (common limpet), 5688 nucleotides long. RefSeq names its product dystroglycan 1. NCBI's taxonomy places the organism in Eukaryota, Metazoa, Mollusca, Gastropoda, Patellidae. The transcript has 4 exons. The record is from RefSeq and is a predicted model, not a curated record. Gene Ontology annotation, molecular function: laminin binding; calcium ion binding. Bases 253 to 4146 code for a protein of 1297 amino acids. Gene Ontology annotation, biological process: axon guidance; morphogenesis of an epithelium; muscle attachment. Gene Ontology annotation, cellular component: sarcolemma; dystroglycan complex; dystrophin-associated glycoprotein complex.
GUCUGCUAGCAGUGCCAGAGUGUUAUUCGUUAUAUCAUAUAGUACUUGUUCUCUUGAAAUAUUGGAUAUAAAAAGACAUUUUAGCUGAUCUGUGGAAUUUUGUAAUUCAUAUUUGGAUAAUUUGGAUAAUUUAAAGAAAUGUGGACUAAUCGCAGACUCGGGUGUUUGGAAUGGCUGUGAUGAGCCGUGAGUCUUUAAAUUUAAGUUUUAUUAGGAUUUAUUUCAUUCAGUCUACGGCAAACAGACGGAACAAUGUUGUUACCGUGUAGUGUACUGGCGCUAAUAAGCCUGACAGUGUGUAUCCAUGGUGAUCAGGAUCUAUCCACAGUGCAGAUGGCAGAAAAUGAUACUGCCACGCCAACACCUCUUUUAAACGUAAAUGAUGGCUUACCCGAUGCCACUGCCUAUCUCGGAAGAAUAUUUGAAUAUUCAUUAGCCGAUAAUGCUGUUUUUGGAAAUUCCUCUUUUGAAAUAAAGGUGUCUGAGGCCAUUGGUUCUAGUCUUCCCGGAUGGUUAUUAUAUAACUCUAACCGACGACAGUUGAUUGGUGUGCCAUCUACGCAAGAUGUCGGAGAUCACUAUAUAUCCGUAGAAACUGUGUGUACAAACUCAGCACCAUGUUUUAAAGAUGUCUUCUUACUCUCAGUGAAAGACAGCCAUUAUGGAUUUAAACAAAACAAUCCCCAUUCUUCCAAAAGUGAAACGACAGACAAUACGCCACAUGGGUGUGAGAAUGAAGUCGUUAUAACUAAUAUUGUGUUCUGUGUUUCUCCCGAUAAACUUGAAGCUUACGACAGGAUAAAACUUAUAUCGGAUAUGUCCAAAUUCCUUUCACUCGAUGCUUCUAAACUAAUGUUAAUUCCCUCAACUGGUCAGAAGUUACGAGCUCUUGAAGAUGGAUUUCAGAUUGUCUCUGCUGGACCAGGGAAUGCUGGACUCUGUGAUGAGGAAAGAAAUGUGGAACUCUCGUGGGAAAUAUCUUGUUCUACUUUAAAACAUAUUGGUGAUUUUGUUUCCAUAUUGCAGCACAAUAUUAAAGUUGGUAGAAUUCAAAAAGAGUCUGGUGUGGAGGUUGUUGGGUGGUACAUAGCGUCCUCUAAUUCCCUGUCUACUACCUUGAAUAAGAGAAAACGAAGGAGAGCCUGGAGGACUCCUGUACCAACCCCAGUUCUCUCACCAGUAACCCCCACCAGAGUCCAAACUACAUCCACAAUAGUUCCAACAACAAGCUUUAACCCUUCUUUAACUCACACAGUGUACCAUCCCGGUAAUCUCCCCACAAUUCAGAUUGCUUUCAGGUCCACAGAGUCAGCAUCUGCUUCCACUUCUUCCGGUAGCUGGUCCAGGGAUCAAAUUUUACCAACACAAACCAAGACAGUUUCUGCUUCUUCAACCCACGUGCCUUAUGAAAGCAUGACAAACAUUGGUGCCCACACAACUACUAAAUCUAAAGCUUUCUCUCCGUCCAUAGCAAUUCAUAGUUCUAGUGUUGUGACACCUACUCCUAGUGGAGCCUAUUUACCCACAACAUCCUACAUUGAUCCAGAAAUCCCAAUUCAUUCAGGAUCAUCCGGUGAAUCUCCUGGUCAGCCCAUGGAAACCAAACCAACAACCAUGAAACCAAGAAGUAAAACGGUUACAUAUACUUACAGUUCAUCGGAUCUUUAUCCAUCAACAACAGAUACAACCGCAUCUGAUACUGAUCCAGGGUAUCAAUACACCAGAACCAAACCACUGCUGCCCAUUGAAACCACAAAAGUUCAAACCACAAAUGUUGUCUUUGAAACAACACUGACACAAACUCCUCAAACUACGAAGACAUCCACUGUACCCACAACAUCUUCCAUAGAAGAAGGUUCAGCAAACGAUGCUAUUGAGGGCUCAUCAUCAUCAUCUGGAGACCAAAUUGAAGAAGGAUCUACACCAGAGUCCGGAGAUAGUGCUAUUUAUACCACGGAUGAUGAAGAUGACUUAAAGAGUAGAAAACCUGGAUCAAUUUCAAGCUCUGGAAUUAGUGGGGAUUUUAGCAGUUCAUUGAUAUACCUCCCAUAUCCUGAUGAAGGUGGAAUAGUCUUUGAAAAUCAACCUACAGACAUAGUUGUGCCGACUUAUGAGUCAUCAUCUAGAUCUGAUAUUCCAAUGUUUGUAACAGAGGCUACAUUCACCACAAUGUCCUCUAGUGUAUUUGAUCUUCCCAACUUUAUUCCAUUAUUCCCAAAUAAUAAUGAGGGUACUGGAGAUGCCACAACCCACAGUCAGGAAUUAACCUCUCACACAUCAGGGAGCAGUGGUGUUGUUAUUGAAGAUGACAAAACUUUACCACCAUUUUCUGGACAAGGUAGAACACAGAUGUCAGGAGCUGAUAGAGAAACUUAUCCAGGGACUGAGAGGUCUCCAUUUCCAAGAACUGAUUGGGGAACAGCUUCAGGAGCACCAACCACAUAUUCAACCACUUCCAGACAAAAUAUUAUCAUUGAAGAUAUGGAUUCUGGUUCUUCAUCCAGUGUUGAUAAUGAAGUCAUCAGUGGUGACAGGAUAAGUCAUUCAACCACAGCAGCAUCCAUGUCUUCCACCACUAAUCCUAAACCUACAGGAUCCGAUGGACAAGUGAACUGGUUUUGGGAGAGGAUAUCAACUACCAUCCAUCCUAGUAUGCGACCAAAGACAACAUUUUAUGGUUAUGGACCAACAGAACCUGUUACACUGGGAGCACCACAACAUGUCACAGAAUCCACGACUAGAGCUCUGAUACAUCAAACUCACGAUCCUAUCACAGAGACGUCAACACUAUUCUCAAAGGUUACAGCCAAACAAAAUAACAACCGGAAAAAUAAAAAUAAGAAGAAAAAUAAAAAGAAGAAGAACAAAAAGAAUAAAACCACUACUGCUGAUUACUGGGAUUGGAAAACUCUACCAGCAAAUAUGACAACCCCACCUACUGUAUGGCCAGAAUCUUCAGCCAGUAACCACAAACCGUACCUGGAAAACUCCAUCGACUACAUUGAAGCUACCUUGGGAGAGUACUUCGAGUACCAAAUUCCACGAAACGUAUUCUAUGAUAUUGAAGAUGGCGAUACCCAGAGUUUACAGUUAUCUCUAUCUUUACCUUACAACCAACCUCUUCCACCAACUUUCUGGUUACAGCUGGACCCCAAGAAACAGAUCAUCAAAGGUUUACCAUUGGCGGUCGAUCUGGACACAGGCUACCAAAACAUAAACCUCAUUGCCAAAGACAAGGGGAGCUUAACAGAAACAGAUUCUAUCAAACUUUUUGUGAAUUCUUCAACAUUUGGGAAAUUCAGUCACAAAUUUAUCAUGACUUUCGGUGUAGACUUUGCGACUUUUAUGAAUGAUCGAAGUAAUUUGAAUAAUUUGUUGAGCUUGAUAGCCAGUUAUUUUGGUGACGAUCGAGUUGAUAAUCUUACCGUUUUGGAUGUUUCGGUUGGAUCUUUAAUAGUGACUUGGACAAAUAAUACCCUUAAUGGUGACGAAUGUGAUAAUAGCUCUGUCAACAGCUUGCUGAAUCGCAUGGUCAGAAAAGAUGGUUCAAUUCGAACAUCGUUCACACGUCAUUUCGGCAAGGAUUUACCCGUGCAAGAACUGGAAUAUCAGGCGUCUGGUGCUUGUGCUCAAACGACCACAACAAUGAGCUACACAACCUUCCUUCCAGAACAAGCUGAUACUCCAGGACUGAGUAUCUGGGCUCAGGUGGUCCUGCCUGUCAUGGUGUCCUUAUUAGUUUUGUUACUCAUCAUACUUCUGGUUUUACUCAUCAACAGACGGCGGAAGAAGAAACCCGAACCCACCGCCUGGGAUAAACCUGUGUUUAAUAACGACAGAAAUCCAAUCAUAUUUCCCGAUGAAUUGGAGCGCGAGGAAGCAAGCCUGAAACCCAAAAAGCCAACUACUCUGUCGUCAGAUGUAAGUGGUUCAUUAUCAUCCGGAGGAUCAAGGAAUUCCAGACCAUUCUAUUAUUUUGAAGAAGAUCCGGAAUCAAACGAUAGUACGUUAAACUCUGAGAGAAGCCGAACGGGUUCCAAUAAACGACCUCCCAAGGCUCCUCCUCCGUAUUGGCAGCCACAUUCGGAACCACCGCCUUACCGUCUCCCCCCACCAUACGCCCCAGCGCACCAAACAAAUGUCUAAUUUAAUUAAUCAAAGAAACAACUAUGAAAAUAUCAGGGUUUUUAAAUGACAAUUUGUCUUUGACUUCUAUUUAAAUGGAAUGUCAUUUGUUUGUAAUUAUAUACAAGUGAUAUGCAGCUAAGAUCAAAAUCGUUUUUGGGGUGUUGUCGAAUCGUGGGUUGAAAUACCAUUAAUAGCAUCAUCACUGCUUGACUCAUCAGUUAAAGAAUGAGUGUUAAUUAAUUGUUUUGUUAAUGAUGUGAUUGUAAAAUAAUUUUCAUCGUGUAUAUUUUAUUCUACGCAAAAAUUGAAAAAGUACUAAGCUCGUAAAUUUUAUCUUUUGUCUUAUAUUAAUUUGUAGCUUAACGCUAAUGAUUGUCAUAUGUAUGUUUUAAACAAUAUUAUAUUUUUCACAACUUAAUGUACGCUAAAAUGUACAAAAAUUGACUACCAUAUUUAGCAUUUAAUUAAGAAAACCAACCAAAAUUAUCCACAGACAAUAUUCUUCCAGUUUGGAUUCAAUCGGAUUAUUAAAGAGGCCUACUAAAAGAUUUUAGUGAUACGUAAAGGUCAAGGUCGCAUUGGGUAAUUAUUAUUAAGGUUUAUAAAACUGUUAAAACGGCCACAACUUUUAAUCAAAAUGGUCAUAGAUUGAUCAUCAAUCAAACUGAUUGAUUAAAGCAGCUAAGUCUCUAACUCAAUAUCAUCCAAAAUCUUCAACAUUGAAAACAUGAAUUAUUUGUCAAUCUAAAUCAACAUUCAUGUUGUGAUCUUACCGCAAAAGGAUGGGCUUUUGAUAUCCAAUAUUUAAGACAAAAUAAACAUUUUACCAUUGGUACACGAAUCGUGUACCAUAAUGCGUUUCAGCCCCAGUUCUAGCGAGAGACUCGAGGAACGAGGCUAGACAUAUUGCACCAAAUCAAACGACGUAUGUAGACUGGAAUAACCAGACGCUAGAAAUUGCACUCGCUUGAGAAUGUUGGCUUAUUUCGCCGAACAUAACUGAUUUGAAAUUAAAGUAAAAACGGAAACCAUUGAAUGUAAAACAGUUUAUAUACAUUCAUAUUACAGUAUUAUAUGCGUUGCGACCCACUUUUGUCAAUUUCUAGGUCCCAAAUGUUAGCGAUUUAGCUCCUUUAAGUAUUUGUUAUUUAUUAUGAAUCCAAUGAAUUAUUUAUUUAAAUAAAUUAUGAACACAUUUUUGGAUGUGAAUUUGGUUUGUUUUGAUUAUGACCAUAGAUUGUCUGCAGAGUUUGCAAAAUUUUUAAUUCACCAAAUCGUUGUAAAUACUAAAUAAAUUUGGAUUGAUAUUCCUUUUAGACAUUCGUCUUUCAACAACAAGGAAUUCUAAAUCCCUCAAAUUCUGAUCAGAAUUUAACUGUUCAGAACAUUUCUAGUCAUCUAAGUUUUACAACUUUGUUUGAGUUUUACACAAAUUCGUUUGAGUUUUACACAACUUUGGUUUGAGUUUUACACAACUUUGUUUGAGUUUUACACAACUUGAAAUGCUAUACAUAAUUUUUACCUAAUUUUUAAUAUAGUCAACUAAAGAUAUUUUUUUUA